This is a messenger RNA of Arabidopsis arenosa, 3251 nucleotides long. Lineage: Eukaryota; Viridiplantae; Streptophyta; Magnoliopsida; Brassicales; Brassicaceae. The record is from the annotation of a GenBank genome assembly.
GUAAUAUUUUCUUUUUUGAUAAAGAUUUAAUUAAAGCGUAAUUUGUUACUAACUCAAAAAAAUGGCUGGAUUGUUCUAUCUUGGAGGGAGAGAUCACAACAAACAAGAUCAUCAUCAAGACAAGGAUCAUAAUGAAGACAAGAGCAACAAUUAUCUCUAUCUAUACAAAGACGAGAUCUACAACAACAACAAGGGUUUUGAGAUUUUCCCACCUCAAUAUUUUCAACAACAACAACAACAAAAUCAUGUGGCUGCUCCAACAAAUCUCUACUCUUUUGGUAUGGUCCCGAGUGGUGGUAUUAACAAUAACCGGAGUACUAAUCGGAGUUUGUACUUCAACGUCGUCUCCGAUCAUGAGCCGGUGAGAUCCUCAACGGGAGGGUUUACGGUAACUAAGCAAGGAAACAUGAAUUGCCAAGACUGUGGGAAUCAAGCCAAGAAAGAUUGUCCUCAUAUGAGAUGUCGUACUUGUUGUAAGAGCCGAGGGUUCGAUUGCCAAACACACGUGAAGAGCACGUGGGUCUCGGCUGCUAAACGCCGUGAGAGACAGGCUCAGUUAGCUGUUUUGCCAGCUAAGCGGAUAAGAGACGCUAACUCAAGCGGUGGUGGCGAUGACGAUGAUGACAGAGAGACGAGAAAAAUGGCGGUGGAGACGACAGUUGUGGGGGUGGCUCGGCUCUUGCUUGCACCCGUGUGGUUAAUGCUAAUUCUUCAGUCACUGUUCUUUGGUAAACCUGACGACACAAAAGUUUUAAUCGAUUUUCAUGAGCCUAUAUACUUAUCAAGGUUAGAGAGUAGUCACUUACCGCCGGAGAUAAGUUCCCCGGCGGUUUUCCGGUGUAUGAGAGUCAGCUCAAUCGACGAUGAAGAAGAGUAUGCUUAUCAAACGGCUGUGAGCAUUGGAGGACACGUGUUCAAAGGCAUUCUCUACGACCAAGCCGCUACUACAACCGCCGUGACCGCCGUUAAUAGUAACAACGGAUCGAUUGACCCUUCUUCAAUUUACACUGCGGUGGCGGCUCCGUUUAACGCCUAUGUCGCCGCCGGUGGCCAGAGAGAAAAAUUCGUAAGAUUAGAUGAUACAGAUUCGAGGGUAUCAAUGUCAUCUAAUGCAACGGGAAUGAAGAAGCGAUCAUGUUUUGGAUUGUUUAACCUAACUAGUCGAGGAGGAGGAAAGACAAAGAACACAUCGAAAUCCUUUCGAGAAGGCGUUAAAAUCGGAUCAGAGGGUCUAAAAACGAUCGGAAAAUCAUUGACAUCAGGUGUGACAAGAGCUGUUUUCCCUGAAGAUCUCAGAAAUGUUGUUAUCUCUUGCAUUCUUGCUGUCUCUGUUGAUCCUCUGUUCUUCUAUCUCCCCAUUGUCGAUAACUCAAAGAACUGCAUUGGAAUCGACUCUAAAUUAGCUGUGACAACUACUACUCUAAGAACGAUCAUCGAUGUUUUUUAUCUUACACGAAUGGCUCUUCAGUUUCGUACAGCUUAUAUUGCUCCUUCUUCUCGUGUAUUUGGAAGAGGUGAGCUUGUGAUCGACCCUGCAAAGAUCGCUGAACGGUAUUUGACUCGUUACUUCAUUGUCGAUUUCCUCGCGGUUCUUCCUUUACCUCAGAUUGCGGUGUGGAAGUUUCUUCACGGAUCUAAAGGAACAGAUGUAUUACCAACAAAACAGGCGCUAUUACACAUUGUUAUCACACAGUACAUACCAAGAUUCGUUAGGUUUAUUCCAUUAACAUCAGAGCUCAAGAAAACAGCAGGAGCUUUCGCUGAAGGUGCUUGGGCUGGUGCUGCUUAUUACCUCCUAUGGUAUAUGCUUGCAAGCCACAUUACUGGAGCGUUCUGGUACAUGUUGUCAGUGGAACGUAACGAUACAUGCUUGAGAUCCGCUUGUAAAGUCCAGCCAGAUCCCAAGGUCUGUGUUCAGAUUCUUUAUUGUGGCAGCAAAUUAAUGAGCAGUCGCGACACCGACUGGAUCAAAUCAGUCCCUGAUCUUUUCAAGAACAAUUGUUCUGCGAAAAGCGAUGAGUCCAAAUUCAAUUACGGAAUCUAUAGCCAGGCUGUGUCUUCUGGAAUUGUAUCUUCGACAACGUUUUUCUCCAAGUUUUGUUAUUGUCUUUGGUGGGGUCUCCAAAUCUCAGGUCAAGGGCUGCAAACAAGUACAUAUCCAGGAGAAGUUUUGUUUUCAAUUGCCAUUGCUGUAGCCGGACUUCUUUUGUUUGCUCUUCUCAUUGGGAAUAUGCAAACUUAUCUUCAGUCACUUACGGUUCGUUUAGAGGAAAUGAGGAUUAAAAGACGCGAUUCCGAACAAUGGAUGCACCACAGGUCACUUCCACAAAACCUGAGGGAACGAGUCAGACGUUAUGAUCAAUACAAAUGGUUAGAAACAAGAGGAGUCGACGAAGAAAACAUAGUCCAGAGUUUACCAAAAGAUCUCAGAAGAGACAUCAAACGCCAUCUCUGUCUGAACUUAGUUCGCAGGGUUCCUCUGUUUGCUAAUAUGGAUGAGAGAUUACUCGACGCAAUAUGUGAGAGACUAAAGCCGAGUCUAUACACAGAGAGCACUUAUAUAGUGCGAGAAGGAGACCCGGUUAACGAAAUGCUAUUCAUAAUCCGAGGCCGAUUAGAGAGUGUAACGACAGAUGGUGGAAGAAGCGGUUUCUUUAACAGAGGUUUAUUGAAAGAAGGUGACUUUUGUGGUGAAGAGCUUCUGACUUGGGCGCUUGACCCUAAAGCAGGCUCAAACUUACCUUCUUCCACAAGAACAGUGAAGGCUUUAACUGAAGUAGAGGCUUUCGCUUUAGAAGCUGAAGAGCUCAAGUUUGUGGCUAGUCAAUUCAGGCGUCUUCAUAGUCGUCAGGUUCAACAGACUUUCAGGUUUUACUCUCAACAAUGGAGGACUUGGGCUGCUUGUUUUAUCCAAGCCGCUUGGCGUAGACAUUUAAGAAGGAAAAUCGCAGAGCUUAGACGUAAAGAAGAAGAAGAAGAAAUGGAUUAUGAAGAUGAUUACGAUUAUGAUGAUAAUAUGGGUGGUGUGGUUACAAGGAGUGAUAGUUCUGUUGGAUCAAGUUCUAGAUUACGUUCCACGGUAUUUGCAUCAAGAUUUGCUGCUAACGCGCUUAAGGGUCAUAAGCUAAGGGUCUCCGAGAGUUCAAAGAGUUUGGUGAAUCUAAGAAAGCCAUCAGAACCUGAUUUUGAGGCUCUUGAUACAGAGGAUUUGGGCUAAGUACUUAACAUCAGGAAGAUAAAAGUCAGUGAUA